Molecule: messenger RNA, 1595 nt
Organism: Drosophila ficusphila
Lineage: Eukaryota; Metazoa; Arthropoda; Insecta; Diptera; Drosophilidae
Exons: 3
Coding region: 364-1473 (369 amino acids)
Source: RefSeq, a predicted model, not a curated record
GAGAAUAUUACUGCCAGUGACACAUUAUUUUAUUAAAAAGUGAAAUGCAGGAAACUGCGCAACUUUCGUAAUUUUUUCUAACAUAAGAACCUUCUUUAAAUAAUAACAAAUCCAGCAAAAAAAGAGUUAGUGAAAAAGUGAUUCAUUUGUUUAUAUAUAGGAGGAGUGGCGCUAAAGAAAAUUGUUUAUACAUUCAAUUUCAUUUGCUAUUAUUUUUUUUUUGAUUAACCGAACUGCAAUCUGGAGAGCAGAAACUGUUUUCUGAGUUCCUCUCUUCCAAUAUUACUCUGUGUUUCUCAGUUGCAAGCAGAUUAUGAUUGCGUUUGUCAGUUCGCAUUUCGCUCUCGUCGGAAAGGCUCUGCCAUGGAAUAUCAGCGCACUCUACUCGAUUUGCCGUUCGAAGUACUCGACCUGAUUUUUAAUGAGCUUGAGAGGCCGAUAGACAAACUGGAACUGGCUCAAGCCCAUGAAAAGCUGGGGAGAGCAUUUGCCUACCACAGCCGGAAUACUUACAAAAGAUUUCAGCCCGAUUUUCUUUGUAGUUGUCCGGAUUUGUGGGUUGUAAUUGUGCAGGAAUGUGGAUCGACUAUCGAGGAGUUUUCCACCGAUGGAAAGGAUUAUUCCGCCUUCAGUGAUCUGUUGGCCAAGUCAAUUGUACAGCAUUGUCCAAACCUGAAAUCGGUGAAGAUUCAUGUUUCCGGAAAUCAUUGCGACACCGUGCAGUCCUUCUUAUUGAACGUUAGCAAGUUUUUAGAAGUUGUUGAACUGAUCUUCUUUUACAACCUCGAAUCAAACAAAAUAUUCGAAGUGGUGGCAAAAAUGCCGAAUUUAAAAAAAUUUACAUGUAAAGGAAAUUUACAUGUAAAAGAAGUUUACCAUAUACAGAAAAUGGUUGCUCUGGAGGAGCUAAGGAUUCACUUUCAUUGUUUAGGCAAGAUUUACUUACCUCUGAACAUUUUUGAAAUCUGUGCUCCACUAACAAAUCUUCACAGUUUAAGAGUGAAUAGUAUUAUAAUUUGGCCCUCGGAAAAGCCUCAUUCGAUGGUUUGUCCAGAAUUAGAACAUCUUGAAAUGAACAACAGCGAAAUAUUCACGGAACUGCCAAACUGCCCAAAGCUUAAAACUCUGCACAUGAUAUCCUCCAAAUGCCAUAUUGAAGGCCUUGUCUUUGGAUUUCUUCAGCGAAACGGGGAAAAAAUUGAGGAAAUAAAAGAGGACUGCAAUCCACCCUUGUUUGAUGGUGACAGCUUUCUUCAAGUGCUUCGUUCAUGUAAAAAACUGCGAGCUUUUUAUACCCAAAUGCGGGAUAUAGAGACCAACCAGGCGUAUGUAUCAUCCAUAGUUGAUGUUCUUCGGGAAAAUUGUGCCAAGCAGGAGGAACCCUUCCGACUGUUUAUAUGUAGUCGUGAAAAGUGGAAAUCGCUUCGUCCAUUGAUUCCUCGGAAUUCUAUUCUUGAAUUAAACUCUUUCUAACUAUACUUCCUUUGUUUACAAUUUAAUGUUAUUUGGGAACUAAAACAAAAUGUUCUGUCAUUACCUAUGUCAUAAAAUUUACUUAUUAUCUUUAAUUAAAUAGAUUGUAAAUAAAUAUACAA